AUGGAAAAAAGAAUUGGAAAUGCUGUACCUGGUGAUUCGAUUGGUGAAGAAUUUAUGGGUUAUGUGUUUAGGAUUACCGGAGGUAAUGACAAACAAGGAUUUCCUAUGAUUCAAGGUGUGUUGACUAAUCAUCGUGUUCGUUUAUUAUUUAAGAAAGGUAUGAAAUGUUAUAGACCAAGAAAAAAAGGUGAAAGGAAAAGAAAAUCUGUAAGAGGUUGUAUUGUUGGUCAAGAUUUAUCAGCUUUAAAUUUAACCCUAGUUAAGAAAGGAGUAAAUGAAAUUCCAGGUUUAACUGAUAAAGCCGUAGGUAAAAAAUUAGGACCAAAAAGAGCUAGUAAAAUUAGAAAAUUAUUUAAUCUAGAUAAAACAGAUGAUGUAAGAAAAUAUGUUAUUGGUAGAGCUAUUACUAAAAAUGAUAAAACCAAAUUUAUUAAACCCAAAAUUCAAAGACUUGUUACAGAAAAAAGAUUAUUAAGAAAAAGAAAUCUCAUACAAGCCAAAGAAAAAAGAAGAUUACAAAAAAAACAACAAUUAAAAGAAUAUAAACAACUUCUUCAAAAAUAUAAAGCACAACUUAAUCAAAAAAAAGAUCUAGAAACUGGAAAAAAAAAAAAAGUCAAAAAAACCUUAGCCAAAACUAAUAAAAAAACAUCCAAUUCUAAGCUAAAUACAAAAGAACACAAAAAAAAUGAAACAGAAAAAAAACAAAACAAAGAAAAAACCACAACUAAAGAUAAUAAAACAGAAAAAAAAGAACAAACAAAAUUAAAAACAAACACUAAAAAAAACGAUCAACAAACAAAACAAAACAAACCAGACAAAAAAAAUAAAGCCAAAAAAUAA
This is a messenger RNA of Plasmodium gaboni, 843 nucleotides long. RefSeq names its product 40S ribosomal protein S6. Lineage: Eukaryota; Apicomplexa; Aconoidasida; Haemosporida; Plasmodiidae. The record is from RefSeq and is a predicted model, not a curated record. Gene Ontology annotation, biological process: translation. Gene Ontology annotation, cellular component: ribosome. Bases 1 to 843 code for a protein of 280 amino acids. The transcript has a single exon. Gene Ontology annotation, molecular function: structural constituent of ribosome.